Messenger RNA from Kuraishia capsulata CBS 1993, 828 nucleotides. RefSeq lists its product as uncharacterized. Gene Ontology annotation, cellular component: ribosome. Gene Ontology annotation, molecular function: structural constituent of ribosome. The coding region runs from base 1 to 828 and encodes 275 amino acids. Gene Ontology annotation, biological process: translation. Lineage: Eukaryota; Fungi; Ascomycota; Pichiomycetes; Pichiales; Pichiaceae. The transcript has a single exon. The record is from RefSeq and is a predicted model, not a curated record.
AUGCUUGCCAGGUCAACAGUCCAAAGUGUCUACAGAGUACUGGUCCAGAGGGCCUCGUACGCAACGGCCUCGACCACCACAUCGGCACCAACAACGCACAUACUUAAACACGCAGCGCAGCCACCAAAAUGGGUUUUGACAACUCUCAGAUCGUUUCCUUCGCUUGAGCCACAUUCGGUGAUACCGGUUCAUGCCAAGUUUUUGAAUAGCCGCCUGAGAAGAGACCUGCUUUGGAAGGCCGUGAUAAUGGAGCUGGAUAACAGAAGAGUGGGUGCUUCCAACCCAAUGGGUCGUUCCGAGCGCGGGUUCUCAAGAAGGAAGUUGGCUCCUCAAAAGGGUUCAGGAAGAGCUCGUGUUGGUGAUGCCAACUCACCAAUCAGACACAACGGGUCCGUGGCCCAUGCCAGAUCCGCUCCUAACGACUUCUCCACUAAGUUGCCUUAUAACGUUUAUGCGUCUGCCUACAGAAUCGCGUUGAGUGACUUUUACAGAAACGGAAAUCUUUUUGUGAUUGGAAGGAGCAAGGAUGUCGAAGCUCCAAGAUUGGCAACGGAUUCCUUCAGUCUGGAUAUUGUCACAACGCAGAAACAGGCACUGCUUCAGUUUAUUGCAGCUAACCAGCUCCAGAACUUGAACCUCCUGUUUGUUGCGGAUAACUUGGAGGAAGUUACCAAUCUCACUGAGGCCGCUAAGGAGCUGAAUCAAAAGGUCAAGAUUCUGAGCAAGGAGGAGGUUGAAGUUAAGGAUCUCUUGAGGGCCCGCAGAGUGUUUAUGGACGCUUCUUCUUUAAAGUACUUUGCUAGUGAGUUUGCUGCGGGUCUUGUUUGA